GUCAGUGGUCAGUACUGGUCAGGUAACAGGGUAACAAAGACUAAAAGCGUGCUAUGAUGCAGACGCUACUAGAGCUAGCCUAGGACUGACCACGCCUUCUUGGACGCUGUGACCAACUAGGUCAAUUGAGGUCCGAAGCCCGCAUGUCCGCAUCCUGGUACUUAAGGGACCCCAAACAAAAUUGCUGUUGUCCAUUUUCCGUGGUCAGUUGACAAGAGCAGAGGAAAAGACUUGUAAGAUGACAGCCACAGUUAAAGGUAAAAAAAGGUUGUAGCCAGCUUCUUAUCAUGAUCCUUCUGCUAGUAACUGCUGAUCAUUUGGAAGCUGCUGAUUCUGUUGGGGCCUGCUGAAGUAUCUUGAGAUUACAAGGCUACAAAGAUGGCAAAAACCAAUGAAUUUCUACAUUAGUUAUUUGCAUAAGUGUGAGGCACAUGGUGUCUGUAGGUCACAAACUUUUAGGCAGGAGACAUUUUUUGGGAUUUAUACCACUUUUGAGAACAAGAAAACAAAGGAAGGCAAAUUAAGAAAAUGGCUGUCAAAAGAAAAAAUAGUACAGAGGCCAAGAAGAAUGUUGCCAAAAAGGCUUAUGUUCCUUCAUAUGUCCAAGAAGGAGAGAAGUGUGUUGUGUGUGGUGAUGACUCAACAGGGACUCAUUAUAGAGCCAUGACUUGUGAGGGCUGCAAGGGCUUUUUUCGGAGAACAAUUCAGAAAAGUAAUGGAGAUGAACCCAAUUAUGUUUGCAAGAAGGAAAAGAAGUGUGAAAUAACUCCACAAACAAGAAAUACUUGUCAGUUUUGUCGAUUUCAGAAAUGUUUGGCAGGCAGAAUGGAUCCAAGCUCUGUACUUGACAAUGAAGGUAGAAACAAACUAAAUACUUUAAUCGAAACCAACAGAAUCAAAAAAGGAAAGUUUAGGUUAAGUGACACUGAAUGGAAGAUGCUACACCAGAUUGGGAGGGGGUUCAAGUCUCCAGACGUGGUGAAAUUCUACAUGUUUAUAGAAGAGAAGGACAUUAAAGUGAGCAACAAUGAAGUUCAAGAAUUGAAUCGAAGUCUUAUCCAUGCAUUUCGAUUUAUAAAGAAUAUCCCAGGAAUAGAGAAGAUAAAGAAAGAAGACCUGGUGGCACUGCUAGAGACCAAUUUAAUUGACUUCAUGGUGUUUCGACUUGCUGAACUAUUUGAUACUGAUGAAGUUGGAUUGCACUUUCAAAAUUUUUACCUCCAAGAAUCAGAUGUAGCAAAUGAUUAUUCGUAUAUGAAGGAUAUUUAUUGCUACACAGAACAUUAUGGCCAGUUUGUCAGUGAGGAUGGCAUUGUUUUAGGCUGUCUUGGUGCUAUACGCUUGCUUAAUGUUGGAAAUGUGGAAAAAGAAUUACAAUGUGCAGAAAAGGUGGAUGAAGUUUUGGAAGAUAUUCAAAAUGUAUUUUUGAAGUAUCUUUCUCAAGAGAAGAAGGCCACCAUUGCUUCAUUAUAUGGUCGUCUAGUAGAUUUUGAGACAAUUCGUGAAUCUCAAUCACAGUUGCUCUCCAAGCUGGCCAUGAUGGGCUCAAAUACAAAAGACUUAUUAUUGUCAACUUUUAAUUCUGAAAACUCAAAGCUGUUGACAAUGGAGGUAAGUAACUCAGUCACUGUUAUUAAAAAUGCUGAGACUGGUAUAGCCAAUUCAAAACAUGAGAAUAACUUGUUAGAAGCAAUGGACUUUAUGCCGUCUUUAAAUAAUUCCAAAUCCAAUAGUCCCCAAUCAUUGUCUAAGCAACCACAGGACAGUUCCUCUUUAGAUAAUAAUGCAGAAACAUAUGUUGACCGCUUUAUUCAAACUGAUUUGAAGCCAGCAAUACCCUUAAUAGAAGAGUUGAAACCCUCAAAAAGUAAAACACAUUUUUAUCAGGAAAGUUUGACUCAUGAGGAGAAUGCAGAUCCCCUAUGUAGUCAAACUACCUUUGGUUUCGCUAACAUACCAAAAGCUGUGAGGGUUAGUCCUAAUGUUGACACCCAGGCCAAUAAUUCUGAAAUUUCAAAUUUUGUAGAUUCGCAGCCAUGUCUUAAUCACUCUAACCCUUUUAAUAAUAAUGUGCCAGGGAAAUAUAAUAUAGAAAAUCAGCAAUCACAUGAUUUGGACAAAAAACAAUUUAUAAAAGCUCAAGACAACACACAAACUCAAGUUGAUUUUUCACAACAAUCAGAUGAAAUUAGUACACAUAAAAAAUUAAAUGAAAUAAGUACACAUGAAAAAUCAGAUGAAAUAAGUACACAUGAAAAAUCAGAUGACAUAAGUACACAUGAAAAAUUAGAUGGAAUAAGUACACAUGAAAAGAAUAUAAAUUUAUCAGAAAAUUUUACACAAAAAUAUGAAAGCAUUUCACCAGUCCAUCAAAUAACACAGACAAUCCCAUCAAAUAAAGACUUCAGUUUACAGAAAAAAUACAUUUAUUCCGUUAAGAAAAAGUUGGUGGAUGACAUGGAAUUUCAAAGUGUUGAAGUACCAAAACCUCAACUUUAUAUUGCGCCCGCAGAGCUGCAAGUUCCACAAUUUUACGUACCUCAGCAAUGUGCAUGUACACAUCUAGUCCCAAAAUUUCUGUUACCUGUACAAAAUAUUUAUCCUUCAGCUUAUCAAUCCAUGUCGUACAAUAUUCGAGAGACUCCUCACGACCAGUUGGUAGCUCAGGUGCACAAUGACAUUGACGCCAUCCCAGUCAGAAGCGUUAUGUUAAACAUGCCUAAUAGACAAAGUAGUUACACAUCAGAUUCUGUAUUACCCAUAAGGAAUUAUUAUGACCCCACAAAAAUAGCAUACCAUAUGGCCCCUAGUAAUCAAUUUUCUAAUGAAGAAUCAGAGGCUAUAGAUUUGUCUGCCUCUAGGUACAACAAUAUGGCUCCUCCUCCAGUUCACACAUCUAAAGGAGAAGAAUAUCCUGUUUCAAAAUCAUUUGUUGAGAGUCAAGACAUUCACAAUUCAAGACGCCAUCAGUUAUUACCAACAGACUUGGUCAGCUUGUCUAAUCCUACUACUACUCAAGAGGAAAACUUCCUCAGGUCAACACAAAAUGGCAGCACUGACAUAAGUCAAAAUAGCUUUAUUUAUAAACCUUCAACCAGUGGCUGCACCAAUUAUUCAUACACUCCAACUUGCAGUAUUAAUUGUGAAACCUCAUUCAAAAGUACCUUAGCAUCAAGUAAGAAGAAUCCAGAACGAAAGAUGUCUCCUUUUAAAAGUAUUAAGAAGCGUUGGCUAACAGGGUAUUUUCAACCAUCUUAAUUUGACUCAAAUACUACAGUCUGUCUGUCUUAACUACAAAUUAUAUGAAAUUAAAAUUCAACAAUUAAGUAGUAUAUCUAUCAAAUCUGUUCGAAAUUUUAAAGCCUUGAGUUACAAAAUUAUUUAUCUAGUCUAAAUGAAGUUUUAAAACCUUCAGGCACAAAAGAAUUUAUCUAGUCUAAAUGAAGUUUUAAAGCCUUUAGGCACAAAAGAAUUUAUCUAGUCAAAAUGAAGUUUUUAAGCCUUUACAAAAGAAUUUAUCUAGUCUAACUGAAGUUUUAAAUCCUUGAGGCACAAAAGAACUUAUUUAGUCUAAACGAAGUUUUAAAGCCUUGGCACAAAAGAAUUUAUCUAGUCUAAAUGUUUUAAAGCCUUGAGGCACAAAAAGAACUUAUCUAGUCUAAAGUUUGAGCCAUAAGGCAUGAAGUUACUGCCAUUAAUUUAUGCUUUAAUACAUGUGUAACCAGAACAGUAUUUAUGGAUCUCAUGAUUUUUUAAAAUGCUUUUAUCUUUUAUAUAUUUUGUCCUUAUUAUUUUGAGUCAAUGUCUAGUUGCAUAUGACCUUAAUAUAAAUCAUUUUUUUUAUAACAAUAUGUAUGGAAUAUAUCAAUAUUCUCUUUAUAUAAUUAAGUUGUGAGAAUGAUUUUUAUAACAUAAUUAAAUAGUCAGUUUUAUCAGAUACCAACAGAAAAGGACUUUUUAAAUAUAAAAUCAGACAUCUUUGUAAUAAAACUUAAUAGUAGAAUUCAUAGAUUUUUUUUUUCAGUAGUGUUUAUUUAUAAAACACUAGUGAGGCUUCAGAAAUUUUUUUUUUUAAUUAGUGCACAUAGGAUUGCCAACUGCUACAAUAUCAAUAGAUAACUAAACAAUGAACAGAUUUACAGUUCACAGGGUGAAUCCAUGAAAAAAAAAAGCAGCAUGUAACAGGUUACCCUGGGCCCUGGAUGUGGCAAAAACCAAACUGAAUCAUACUAUUAUAACAAAUUUACAAAAGGGGGGAUUCACAAGCAAUAGUAUUGUUACACUAGAUUCAUUUUAAAAUGAUUUUUCAUGGGAUCCACUUGGCAAGGAUCCCCUUCAGGUUAUAGUAGCUACACCACUGACAUUAGAUGGGUGCUAAUGCCUUCCAAAACAAAUAGUUAUCAUUCUUUGGUGGUGUAGUGUAUGUAAACAAAUUGGUCAAACUGAGAAUCUAAUCAAGGCAGGGAUUGUAAGCUAAAAAUUCAAGGACUAACCAGUUAUAAUAGGUUCCUUGUUAAUUUGAAAAAAAUAAUAGAAGUUGGUUGUCCUGUAGGUCACUAGACCAUUGUCUCAUUGACCAUUGCUCACAGACUCAAGUAAACUUUCACCCGCCUUAUGAACCCUUAAGUCUUAACAAAGUGGACACAAGAGAUACUUAUUCUAAAAACUGAAUUUACCUCUGAUGGAAAUUUGACUUUAAUGCAUAUUUUCCAGAGUCAUAGAAAAUUUGCAAACAAACAAUACCCAGUAACCAUAUUAAUACUCAUACCAAAAAGUCUUUCUUUGAUAUGUGUUUCUGUGGAAUAGCCCUUGGGACAAUCUCACCAUUUUCAUUGUGAAGUUUUUCAGAGAAUAUAAUGCUGAGUUGGCAAACCUAUUAGUCACUAUUUUAAAAAUAAUAAUAAUUAGUUUUAUAGCAGUACGGUAAACAGACAUUUUAAGCAAUUAAGUUUGAAAUAAUGCACUACAAAAUUUUAAAGCAAAAUACUUUUCUCCUAGUCUUAAUUGGAAAUUUUUUGUUUGUACAUAAAUCUUGGCUAUUAGUUAUUUUAGUUUGUUUUUCACUAUACUGUAAAUGUGUAUUCAACCUGCUGUGCUUUCUCUGAAGACAUGACAUUGUCCACCAGCUGGACAAUGGACAUGGUGUGUGAUCUAACUAUUGGCUGGACUGAUUUUUCUAUUGCCUUUUUUUUUCAAAUAAACAUGCUGUGCAAUUUUUAUUUGUAAUGCUUUUUUUAAAAGAAGUAUUUAAAAUACACACUUUAGUGGAGAGAUUGAACUAUUGAAAGUUUUUGACAAAUGUCAGAAAUUAGCUUGUGUAAAGAUCUCAAUGAAUGUGUAUUAGCUGCUUUGUAAGCUUGGGCAUGGUGGCUGAGUGGUAAAGUGCUUGGCUUUCAAACCAAAGGGACUCAAGUUUGAAUCCCAGUGAGAAGUGGGAUUUUAAAUUCUGGUAUUUUAAGGGAGACCCCAAGUCCACACAACUCUACUGGGUACCUAACAUUAGUUGGAGAAAAGUUAUAGCAGUUGGUUGUUGUGCUGGCCACAUAACACUUUUGUUAAAUGAGGCCCACAAAAACUACUGAUUUUUACAUCUUUCCGAUAAGUGCAAUGUCUGAAAAGGGUGUCUUUACCUUUAUUAGCUGUGGCAGCUCUUGUCAAUACUUGUUAGCUUUGAGAUAUUUUUUUUACUAUAAAAGUUUGGAUUACAACUACAAAACUACAAAAUAAAAUUAAAAAAAUCAUAUAUUGCGUAUGAUACUUUUGUCAUCACUUUCAUUGUUUUAAUUUUGUUCAAAAAAUAUUUUAAUUUAUAAGAUUUUUACUUGUCCUUUUGUGUUUUUUUUUAUGCCAUUGACAGAUGUAAAUAUAUAUAUCCUAUAUACUAUCCUUUUUAUGCAAAUAAUUUUGCCAAUAUUCUCUCAAUGAAU
Messenger RNA from Biomphalaria glabrata, 5927 nucleotides. RefSeq names its product thyroid hormone receptor alpha-A-like. Gene Ontology annotation, biological process: positive regulation of transcription by RNA polymerase II; negative regulation of transcription by RNA polymerase II; cell differentiation. The coding region runs from base 529 to 3258 and encodes 909 amino acids. NCBI's taxonomy places the organism in Eukaryota, Metazoa, Mollusca, Gastropoda, Planorbidae. Gene Ontology annotation, molecular function: nuclear receptor activity; zinc ion binding; RNA polymerase II cis-regulatory region sequence-specific DNA binding. The transcript is spliced from 8 exons. The record is from RefSeq and is a predicted model, not a curated record.